GCAGCCCUCAGUUCUCUCGCCUUCUCCGCGUCAACCGCACGCGCGUGUACAGUGCCAAUAAUUGUAUUAAAAAACGUGCUGUGUUCCAAUUUAUCACAUAAAAACUAUCGGAUUUUCACUCCUGUAAGUCUUUAUCCCCUAAGCCUGGCAAGUCUACAACACCCGGCCUUCGCAGAACAUGGAUCUGUAACUAAGUCCCACAAUGAGGUGUCUGUGAUCUAAGCACAAAAGGCGGUCGCCUACGAUAUCAAAAUGACGUCAGAGCGCACCAUCCCGCAUCUGCGGGACAUCUUCGGUCUCAACCAGCAAUAUGAUACCAAAAGUUUCGAAGACGACGACAAAGGCAAGAAGUCUAAGAAAAAGAAGGACGACUACCGCACCUACACAAACGGUGACGUCAAAACCUUAGAACGACACCUCAGCAUGAAGAAAACUAUACGGAAGAAGAUCAUGCGGGAUCUACAGCAGGCGUUCGUUGAAGACCCUAACGAGUUUAAGGUCGAGAAUACGAGCCCUGAGAAAUUAAAGGCGGAGUUAAGCGCCGAGGCUGUGAAAAUUGAGAAGAACGUACGGAAGAAUGAUCCGACGUUCUUGGAUAUGCUACGAGGAGAGACGAGGGGUGAGGAGGCCAGGGAGGAGCAGCCGCCGGCAGAGAAGACGAGCUUCUGGCGUCGGCUCACCAUGAAAAAUAAGAACAAGAGAUAAAGCAUACAUUGCCUCUCCAUUCUCAUCAAAGUUACUGGCCAUCUAGAAAAUUGAUACAGAAAAUGUUUGGCAAAAAAAUUUAGCGCCGACUUACCUACCUACGAUAUAAAUGUAAAUAUGGACGAAUUAACUGAAAUCACGUUAAUUGACCAACCGAAGCACAUUUUAUCACCAAAUGGCGAAACCAUCGAUCAGUCAGAAUCAGAUCAGUGCAUUGGAUACUUCUAUAAUAUCUAUGUAGGUAAUAUACAGAAUGGCCCAAGAAUACAUUGACAAAAAAAUUUUUGCAACAUUUUUUACACAUCUUACAAAAUAUAAUUAAAAUUUAAAACUACAAUCAUUUAACUAAAACAAAACGUAUCAUCUUCAAAAUAUACUCCUUUAGCUUUGGUACACAAACGGAAAUGUUUGUUAAAAUGAUCACGAAUAUACAGAAUAAAUAAAAAAUGUCAACGUAUUUUUAGGCGACCGUGUAUUUGGUGCUUACAUCACAAUAUGUCAUAUAAUAAGCAAGUAUACAUUUUUUUUUGCGUAGAGUGGUGCCACGUAUUGAAAUUCGUCAACCAUACUCGUAUUACCUCCACGGUCUCGUUGCUUAUUUAUACAAUCCCGUAAUUUACGAAAAUAUCUUUGAAGUGAACUUUAAAUCUAAGACUGUAUUUUGGAUGUUGGCAUAGACUAUUUAAAUAGACCAGUUUUGUACUUAUUCUAUGUCAAUUACUCGGAUAAUAUUUAUUAAUAUUAUUGUAUAGUAAGUUUGAAAUGUACUGACUAUUCAAUCGUUAAUAAAAUUAAUAGCUCGAGUCUAUAUUUAAAUUAAGGGAUCCGAAAGGAAAUAAGCAUCUGUUGUAAUAACAUUUAGGUACCACAUACAUAAAAACUUUUCCGGGGGAUUAGGAUCAAUACAUAUGUUAUGAUAGUUUUUAAAUGAGCAAGAACUCAGAUCAUAAAAAGUUAUAGGUAAAACUUUAGAUCAUUUUUAACUAUUUAAAGGUAAAUUUUUGCCCAACUUGCGAUUCUUAACUAAAGAAAACAAACUUGUACCAAAUGUACCAAAUUGUAUUGUAGCAAAAUUAAUUAUAAUAUUGUGUCUAUAUGUUGGGACUUACCUUUUCCAUCUUUGAGUGACAUUUUAAUUAUACUGAAUCGAGCUUAAAAUUGGUCGAAACAGGUUAAUUGAUCAGUUUCAGGAUAUUCAGGUAACCAUGAGUUGGUCGGUGUAAAUAUUUUUGAAAAACGAAAUGUUUCCGACCGGAACGGAAAGCUUUCUUGGGUAUUUUUGAAACAGGACUAUACUGAAGUAAUCGUCUUAUAAGACCCAUAAUUGUAUUGCUAUGUAUCUCAUCUUUUCCUUAUUUUAAUAUAAAAAUGUAGUUGCAACAUUACUCGAUAUUGCUAUGGUACCUACUAAAGUUCAUAAUGUAUGUACUGUAUAUAUGGGUGAUUUAGAUUAUGAUAAGUGCUUUUUUGCAAUAACUACACAAAAACGUUAAGAGCUUACACAACUGUCGAGGAUGGUCAAGCAUUUAUGGUCUUACAUCGUGGCCAUCAUUUUCUUACAAGUAUGUAUGUCUGCUAGAGUGAGUCGCAAGUCGCAUCGUAUAACACGAUAGAUGAUAAAAGUGCAACCAACAUAUGAACACUCGUACGUACUGGCCGUGAUACUGUUUAUCGUUCGACAAAGAUACCCAUUUUUUCUGUUUUCUUAUCUACAGGUUUGUGAAAUUGUGUUAGACCAAGAAAUCCUGCAGAGAUUUUAACAGCACACGCAGUGCCAGUGUUAUUGAUAGUCACAAUUUCAUAGAAGUUUGACGUUUAAAAUAACACCUGCACUGCGUGUGCUGUCAAAAUCUCUGCAGACUUUACUUGGUUUAACUCUAGUUGUGUAGGCUUUCACAUUCCUCAGGAAUUUAAUGUUUCAAAUUCUAGUUUAACAAUCGCAUAAAAUUAAGCAAUGCCUUCACUGGAGUACUACUUAUAUGAACUGUCAAACUGUAAGUUAACUCGUUUGGUGGGAACGGAGCCUCAGCAAUGCUCCGCUAUUGUUACUUAUAAAAUAUCUCGUUCUACAUGUGAUGUAACGUUAAGUCGUUUAGGUUAGUUUUAACGUGCAUGCAGUCAAACACAGCGAGUUUUAAUACGGUGUUACGGAGUGAAUUCAUUACAUCAAAAUUGGAUGUAUGAGGAAGGUAUACGACCGGUUUUCGUGAGGAUUCUGGGGGCCUGAUAUAAUCUUACAUUGACAAGCGCCAAACGAAAAGAAAAAUCUAUUGGGGAUGACAGAUGCUACGAAAAGUCACCUGACUAUUUCCAUACAUUAUUUAGAACGAAGGUGGAGCAACCGCGCGAAAUCGCCUUUUCAUACAAACGUAGUCCUCGUUUUCCUCUCUGGAUAUUAACAUUAUUGAAAAUAUUUUGAAACCACUUCUUGUAUAUCAACCACAGCUGCGCCUCUACGUUGUGCUUUUUUUUAGAAUUUUUAGUUAUUAUAAGAGAAGCAUUUUUUUUUAUGAAAUCUAUUUUUGCUCCUAAGUUUUACAAUAAUCAAUAAAUCGAAAAAAAGUCAAACGUAGGGGCAUAGCUAUGGCUAAUAGCUAUAUAUACAUCAAAUUAUGUAAAAAUAUUUUCCAUAAUGUCAAUAUCCAGAGAGGAAAAUGGGGACUAUGUUUGUAUCGAGAAUCGGUCGUCCCCUUUCCUCUGUUUCGAUUCGACCUCUAUUACAUAUAGUUUCCUAUCAACGAUUUUCAUCUUGGCUAGGCCGCCUGGCCUUUACAGAGCGGUGGAAAUCUUUCGACUGAAAUGAUAAUGAUGAAAAAAAAAGAAGUUGGAAUGGACUGAACAACGUUUGAUAAAGCUGGAAAGUUGGAAACCCUUACUUAGAAUUUAAAAUGUUUAGAUUAAUUUAGUGAAAUUGAACCGGUGGAUAGAAUUAAUAUUGCAUAAAAAUAUGUAGAUAAACAAUACAAAUUGAGGGUACCUAUAUUAUAAUAUAAGAACAGGCUAAAGUCCCAUUUAGACGGUUCAAGAACUUGCAUGCUACAUAUUUUCUUUUACAUUGCGGUAUUUGGUCGAUCGACUGAAUUCAUUGAACUCUGUAGUUUAAGCAAUGUAUCAAAUAUUGCAAGCAAGUUCUUGAACCGUCUAAAUAGGGCUUAAAUAUUUAUGACAUAUUUGAAAAUGGUUUUGCUUGUUCUUUGGUUCUUCUGAAAAAAUCUGCACAAAAUGUCUUUAAAGAGUGUUGGUAAUUGCUAUAAUACAAUUACAAAAACAUUAUCAGAGAGUGGCCAUUGUAUAUGUGUACCUACCUACCUACCUAUGUAAAUUCGAGUUAUGGUACCUACCUACCUAUGUAACUUACAUGUAAAAAUGCGAUCACGUACGAGCUUUUUAUCAAUCAUAUUAAUUUAUCUACUUUAUUAGCACGAGCUUGCUUGCACUCGUCGCCAAAGAUGUGUUAACAUUUUUCGCCUUAAUACAAAGGAGUAACAUGCAAAAGCGUAAACAUUAUACUUGACGUCGACUGUAUCUAACCAAUUUUGUAGAGCGUGUUCCAGUGAUCUGAUCGAAAUGUAUCUAUUCAAAAUAAAUUGAUUGUUUCCUGCUGAAAGUGACUGUGACAUGUAAAUAAACUCUAAUCUUAACUAAAUUUAAUUUAUUGUUUUUGGGUACAAAAUGAACUGAAAAUCAGCUGUGUUUGACUGUAUACACAGACGUAUUUUAGACAUAAGUAUCAUUACGUUGUUUGUAACUUUUGUAAGUGGUAAUUGUAUAUGGUAGGCUCGUUGCAAUUCCUAACAGUUUGUUGUGACAAUUUUAGGUAUUAUAUUGCAAUAUAAAUAAUUUUACAAAUUUAA
Cydia strobilella is the source of this 4559-nucleotide messenger RNA. RefSeq lists its product as uncharacterized. The coding region runs from base 253 to 705 and encodes 150 amino acids. Lineage: Eukaryota; Metazoa; Arthropoda; Insecta; Lepidoptera; Tortricidae. The record is from RefSeq and is a predicted model, not a curated record. The transcript has 3 exons.